Molecule: messenger RNA, 1239 nt
Organism: Prunus avium (sweet cherry)
Lineage: Eukaryota; Viridiplantae; Streptophyta; Magnoliopsida; Rosales; Rosaceae
Gene: PIFI
Product: post-illumination chlorophyll fluorescence increase
Biological process (GO): chlororespiration
Cellular component (GO): chloroplast stroma; thylakoid
Source: RefSeq, a predicted model, not a curated record
UAUUUUUCUUCUUCUUCACUGUACACUUGCCCAACUGAUGAGGGAUUAAGCUACAACUCUCUUUCUCUCUCUUUCUCUCUCUCCCUCUCUCUUUCUUCUUGCUGUGUGUCUUGGCAGUUGGGGAAAAGCAAGAAAGUGUGAUUCAUGGCAGCAAUAAAAGCGUCAAUCUUUGCGUCUUCAACACAACCUUUUCCAACCACACCGUCCAUUUUUAGAAGCAAAGCAAGCCCUCCUGUUUCAAACACUCUUGCUAGCAGUUUUAAGGGAUUUUCAUUGCCAAGGUGUCCUUUGAUAAGGAAGCAAGUCGUCAAGGGCAAUGGGAAAGUUAGUGCUGCUGCAGCAACAGUUGCAGUAACUCCUGUGGAGGAGCCCAAAGAGAUCAUACUUCCAUCAUGGGCCAUGUUUGAACUUGGGAGGGCACCUGUAUAUUGGAAAACCAUGAACGGCCUUCCUCCUACCGCUGGAGAAAACCUAAGGAUUUUCUACAACCCAGCUGCGAAUAAUAUUGUUCCAAAUGAAGAAUUUGGGAUUGCAUUCAAUGGAGGUUUUAAUCAGCCUAUAAUGUGUGGUGGUGAGCCAAGAGCAAUGCUUAGUAAAAGUCGAGGCAAAGCUGAUUCCCCAAUAUAUUCCAUUCAAAUAUGCAUUCCCAGGCAUGCCCUGAACUUAAUCUUUUCAUUUACAAAUGGAGGUGAUUGGGAUGGUCCUUACAGGCUACAAUUUCAAGUUCCUAAGGCUUUGAAAAACAAACCGAUUGAAUUCUUUAAUGAGGGAUUAACAGAAGAGUUGAGUAAAGACGGCGCGUGUGAAAGAGCAAUCUUUCCCGAUACUAGCAUUGUUGUAACAAGAUGCACUAUGAUUGGGAAUUUGAAUGUUGAAGGAGGCGAUCGUUGCAACCUUAAUCUCGUACCAGGAUGCACAGAUCCUAGUUCACCCUCCUACGACCCGCUUGCCAAUGUAGAUGAUGGAUCAUGCCCAAUUGAGCCAGAUUCUGACUCUUGAGUAGUAUUCUGCAGUUAGUACCUGCCCUUCUCGCUCGUAAAUAUGUCAGUGCGUGCAAUACAUAUAUAUAUGGUGUCAAUGUCUGGAAAAGGCCUCUGUCUUGAGGUAUGGUGGAAACUAUACUGAUUUCCUAAAGAAAUGUGAAUGUAUACUAGUUGGAUAUAUCAAUUUAAAAUCUUGCCCACCAGUCAACUCUAAUGAGGAAAAGAACUAAAACACAUUUGUGUGUGUGUUUAAACA